Molecule: messenger RNA, 1248 nt
Organism: Acanthoscelides obtectus
Lineage: Eukaryota; Metazoa; Arthropoda; Insecta; Coleoptera; Chrysomelidae
Source: the annotation of a GenBank genome assembly
AUGAAUGUCCAGGACUAUUAUACAGAUAGUGAUGACGAUUCGGAGUAUGAGUUAAGUGAUAAUUCGGAUAUGAGUGACUCUGACGAAACAUAUUCGGAGACCGAUGACGAUGAACUUGUCGAAAACGUGACCAUGGACGAAUGGCAAGUUUUAAGUGAUCCUUUUUCCGAUCAGGUUCCUAGAGCUACGCAAAAUUUUUCUUCUGAAUAUACUUUUCACCCCGCCAUUGAUAUGGAAGAGUGCAGAGAUCCAGUCAAUUGUUUCGAAUGUUUUUUAAGCCCAAAUAUCGUAGCGAAAUUAAGUGAGUGGACGAACAGAAGAGCUGAAAUGUACUUUGAACAAAAUACAAAUACAAGGACAGUUUAUGGCGUUCAGUGGAAGAAACUAGAAAAAGAAGAGAUUUUGAGUAGUGGGAAAUCCGAGAGCGUGCAAGCAGGACACAGGUUAAACCGGGUACCCGGCAUGAAGCCGGAUCCUAAAGAGCCGGGUACCCGUUUGAGUAGUGGGAAAUCCGAGAGCGUGCAAGCAGGACACAGGUUAAACCGGGUACCCGGCAUGAAGCCGGAUCCUAAAGAGCCGGGUAUGAAAACCUACAAAAUGUAUAAGGUGUAUAAAAGACGCUUAUAUGCAGACUUAUUAGAUAAAGCUAUCAGGCAUCUACAAUUUUACAAAAAGCAAAGACUGUUCACAAAAUGGCAACAAUACAUAUCUUUACAGAAACAUAAACGGAUCAAAGUGGAGUUGGCAUGUAUGUUUGACAAAAAUAUGCAUGUGAAGAAAUGUUUCAAGAGUUGGUUUCACUAUUUAGAGUACAAAAGGGAUAAAACGGUGAAAAUGAUAUUGGCUUGCUCUCAUGAUCAUAGAAAGGUACUAAACUUCUGCGUGCAAAAGUGGAAGGAAUUUACAAAAAAAGAGUUAACGUUUAAAUCUAAUAUAAACAAAGCUAAGUCAUAUUAUCAUCAACAACUGUUAGCAGACGGAUUAUAUAUGAUUAUAAAAUCUGGGCUAAAAAAGAAAGAAGGCAAUCUAAAAACGCGUAUUAUGGAGAUAAGUAAGAAAUCUGCUUUAGGUCAGAAAUAUCUGAGUAUAUGGAAGCAAAAAACCCUUUAUAAAGGCGUAGAUUCUCAAAACGGUGCCACUGAUGACAAAGAGAAUAUGAUACCUCCCUCUUCAGACUGGUACCCAGUUUGCUUUUUGGCGCCAAGAGUGCCCCAGGAUUAUUUAAUAUGUAUCGGUGAUAUACACUAA